Selaginella moellendorffii is the source of this 1492-nucleotide messenger RNA. RefSeq lists its product as uncharacterized. Bases 1 to 1386 code for a protein of 461 amino acids. The transcript is spliced from 9 exons. The record is from RefSeq and is a predicted model, not a curated record. Lineage: Eukaryota; Viridiplantae; Streptophyta; Lycopodiopsida; Selaginellales; Selaginellaceae.
AUGACAUGGAUUUAUACACGUCACACUUCUCCUGAUAUCUCCCGCCCAACGGGCAGCUGCGCAUUUAGGGUUCCUAUGGCCGAAGCUCCUUCUCCCCGUCCUCUCCCGCCCGAGAGGGAUCUCUACGGCAAGGAUGAUCUUCACUACCUCAGUUUCUCGGCGCCAGUGCCGACGCUGCCGUUCAUCGACAUCCAUGACUAUGAUUUACCGUAUGGCGGGAAGAACUUCCUGCACGACACUUUUGCGAAAUCGCAGACCACGCCCAGCCCGUUUCAGUUCAAAGGAUCGACUGUGAAGAAGGAAGGAGCGAAUUUGCUGUCUUGCCUUACUGGUGUCAAGACCGAUGUCACGCGCCACAAGCAUUGGGUGCCUGGCUGCGGCCGUGUGCGAUGUAAGUACGACCAGCAAUUCACCGAAGAGGCUGUGAAGCAGCUGGAGGAUUUGCUGGAUGGGAAAAAGAAGAGGUCUUCCAAGUCGGGCUCUCAACGGUCGCGCAGGAGUUAUGUCUGCUACAUGGUGGACGAGUGCGUGGAUACAGGAGAUUUGGAGGGGCUGGUUUUCGACUUCGAUGCUGACAGUGAUACCACAGUUGCUCAAGGUAGCUCCAGCAGCAGUAGUGACGAGGACGAUAGCCCCGAAAAGAAGCCUGGAGUUAUGGACAAGUCUCCGAACGAGUACCUUGCUCUCAUCAAGGAUUCCAUGAGCCGUAUCGGUCUGCGAACGCAAAUGCUACAUGACCUUUCGCUCGGUGAAUGUCCUCCGAGAGAGGCACCGGCGUCAGCUCCAGCUCGAUCGCAGGUUCAGGGAUCUGCCGCCGCCGCUGCUCAAGAAGCGGAUUCACCAUAUAUGUCGCAUACAAGCAUCAGUGUCAAGCAAGCCCGAAAGCUAGUUGGUGCGAUGCACACUGAUGAGCAGGCUAUCGAUUUGAGGGACUUGCUGUCCUGGAUGGAACAACUGGGUGCUAUGGCUGAAGAAAAGAGCAAAGAGUACGAGUCCCGGCAGAGUUUAAAGCCCGAGUCUACAGAACAGAUGAAGUCGAGGCUGCAAAACGUGGGAGGAAGUGACUGGAGACUUCCUGCCUCUCCACCUAUCGCUUUACAGCUUGCGAACGAAGAUUUGCAAAAUCGACUGGCUAAUCUGUAUCAAGAAAAGAACUUCCUGAAUAACAAAAUUCAGAGCUUGAGAAAGGAAGACCUGGAUGAAUCUCAAAACAUGCCGCAGGAGUUUAUGUCAGCACUACGGUCCUUGGUGUGUUUCUCCUUCACCAGCUUAAGGACAUAUCUUGAGUGGAAGAAGACUACGAACUUCUUGGUGACUCAGUGUCGCAAAAUCUUGAAUCUGCUGAACGUUUGGAAGGACGAUAUCAGCUACUUGAGCAACAGCUGAAUGCAACCGGAAAUAGUGCCGGCAAACAUCUUCACGACAUGGUGAAAGUGAAAAAUCUACUGGGACCAGAUGCCGUUGAAGGGCUUCAAAAAUUACCUCCAUCAAG